AUGGCACCCCGUUGUCCUCCCCGCGGCAUUUACGCGCCGGUCGUCGCCUUCUUCCAUGAAGACGAGACGCUCGACCUCGAAGCCCUCAAAACACACAUUGAACGCCUUGCAAAGUCGGGUGUGGCCGGGCUUGUUAUCCAGGGCUCCAACGGCGAGGCGCCGCAUCUGCUCCACUCGGAAAGGCAGCAGGUCAUCAGCACCGCGGCCACGGUGCUCAAGGAGCAGGGCCGGACGGACGCCGUCAUAAUCGCCGGCUGCGGAGCCCAGAGCACGCGGGAGACGAUCCAGCUGUGCAUCGAGGCCAGGGAGUCUGGGGCGGAUUAUGCGCUUGUGCUGUCGCCAAGUUACUGGACCGGUGCGAUGCAGAAGCCCGUCAUCCAGAAAUUCUUCGAUGAUGUAGCCACGGCCUCGCCUAUUCCGAUUUUGCUCUAUAAUUUCCCGGCCGUCACGUCCGGGAUUGAUCUCGACUCAGACCUCAUCGCGACACUGGCGGCGUCAAACGACAAGAUUGUCGGAUGCAAGUUGACUUGCGGAAACCUGGGCAAGCUUCACCGCGUCGCACACGACGAAAAGAUACCUCAACCGUUUGCUGCAUUUGCGGGCAAAUCAGACUUCUUCCUACAUGGCCUGGUGGCGGGCUCAAACGGAGUCAUUGCUGCUGCGGCCAACUUCACGCCCAAAGUGCACGUCAAACUGCUGGAGCUCUAUGACCAAGGAAAAUUGAAGGAGGCGCAGGAGCUGCAGACCCAACUCAGUAGAGCAGAUUGGGUUCUGGUGCAGUUGGGCGUUGCCGGGCUCAAGGCCGCUUUGGACAGAUAUUUCGGAUAUGGCGGUGGAAGAAGCAGACGGCCACUUGGUCUGGUUGCGAGCGCCAAGUUUGAAGGUGAUAAGGAUGCUGUGUUGAAGAGCUUGGUGAACUUGGAGAGUUCGUUGUAA
Molecule: messenger RNA, 936 nt
Organism: Colletotrichum truncatum
Lineage: Eukaryota; Fungi; Ascomycota; Sordariomycetes; Glomerellales; Glomerellaceae
Source: RefSeq, a predicted model, not a curated record